Quercus lobata is the source of this 693-nucleotide messenger RNA. RefSeq lists its product as uncharacterized. The transcript has 3 exons. Bases 1 to 693 code for a protein of 230 amino acids. The record is from RefSeq and is a predicted model, not a curated record. Lineage: Eukaryota; Viridiplantae; Streptophyta; Magnoliopsida; Fagales; Fagaceae. Gene Ontology annotation, molecular function: nucleic acid binding; RNA-DNA hybrid ribonuclease activity.
AUGGCUGGUAGAAGAGUUUGGGAUCCGGGUUUAGUGGAUGAGGUUUUUUUACUGUGGGAGGCUGAGUUGAUAAAGAGGAUCCUGUGUGUGGAGCGCCUGUCGAAUGUUGGAGACAAAUGCAAGAAGCUUAAGUCCGGGUACUUCUUCUUCAGAAGGGCAGAGCAAGGAAAGUUAGAAGCUGUGACGCGUGGUAUUGUUGCUCCUGUGCGUUGGUUUCGACCUCCAGAUGGUUUUUAUAAGGUGAAUUUCGAUGCUGCUCUAUUUGAGAAUCUGGGCUGUGCAGGUAUUGGCAUGGCAGUACGGGAUUCAGAUGGUGCGAUAAUUGCUGUGUUAUCACAACGGAUCCCUCUUCCUCUGUCAGUGGAGAUGGCUGAAGCCAUGGCAGUGCGAAGGGAUGUUCUUUUUGUGCAAGAGAUGUGUCUUUCCAAGGUGUUAGUGGAAGGUGAUUGUCUUCGGGUGGUUUCAGCGAUGAAUUCUCUGGUUUGCUGCAAUACUUUGUAUGGGAAUGUCAUUGAGGAGUCGCGUCGUCAGUCCAGUCAGUUUCAAGCUUGCAAGUUUAUCCAUGUGCGCCGAGAAGGGAAUAAGUUAGCUCACGCCCUCGCUAGAAGAGCAGUUUCAUCUGCAGAUUUUAAUGUUUGGGUAGAAGAACUACCCUUUGAUUUGGAGUGUGUACUCCAAAAUGAUAUUUCUUAA